This is a messenger RNA of Chironomus riparius, 1133 nucleotides long. The record is from the annotation of a GenBank genome assembly. Lineage: Eukaryota; Metazoa; Arthropoda; Insecta; Diptera; Chironomidae.
UUUGAUGGAAUUUCUAAUCAAUUGAAAAUGAAACAGUUCCUACUUUAAAGGUUUAAGUUAUUGAUUUUAUUAUUUAGUUGCUUUUCAUAUUCCAAGAAGUAAUAAUGGACUUAAAAACUCUGAUUUUAGUUCUUUGUGUAUUUAAUUUUUAUGCUGAAUCCAAUGAAAUUGUUCCAUUUAUUAUUAAUGGAACCGAUGCGACCAUAGAAGAGUUUCCGUUUAUGGCUUCUCUGCAAUAUAAUCGGUCACAUGCUUGUGGAUCUACAAUAAUCAAUGAGUGGUGGGUUCUUACGGCAGCACAUUGUGUAUUUUACAAUCCAGCAGAAAUGUUAAGUGUCUUGGUUGAGUCAACAUUUUUAGACACUAACCAUCCAAAUGCAGUUCAAGUUGAUUUUUGGCUCGUUCAUGAAGGAUAUAAUGCAUCUGAUUAUUUUAUUCAUGAUGUUGCUGUUGUAAAAUUAAAGGAACCGCUUAAAAUUAAAUUAUUUAAUUGGAAAGUAAAGUUGGCUAUGAAAGGAGCUUAUUACAAGACUGGAACGCCUGCCGUCUUAGCUGGCUGGGGAAGAAAUUCUUCCGAUUGGCUGUCUGAAGGAUCAGUUCAAAAUACUUUACAAAAAGUAAAUCUUCAAGUAUAUACAGCAAGCGAUUGCGACGCUUUACAUGAUGGCAUUGUUCGUUCAACAAAUAUUUGCGGAGGUGUUGAAGGUGGAUGGCAAGGUCAAUGCAAUGGAGAUUCUGGAGGUCCUCUAUUGGUUAAUGGUGUACAAGUUGGUAUGGUGAGCUGGAGUGUCAAGCCUUGUGCUGUUCCACCUUAUCCUGGAAUUUAUACAUCAAUUGGACAUUACAUUGAUUGGAUUAAGGAGAAAACUGGAUUGGAAUUUAAUUUAAAUGGCUUUAUUGUGGCGUAGAGUGGUUGAGAUAUUGAUUGGACAUUAGCUAGAGCUACAUGCUUAUGUCCUCAAAAUUAUUUGCAUUAUUAAAAAUUUACAAGAAGUUUUGAAAAAAUUAACCAUUAUAUGGCAAGAAACCCUGUCUAUUCCAAAUUGUCAUCAAUUUUUAAUAACCAGACAUAAAUCAAUAAAGAAUAUUAAUUUGUUUCCCUCUCAAAUACUAACCAAUAAUAAAAAUUUAAC